This is a messenger RNA of Tigriopus californicus, 3375 nucleotides long. It is a transcript of the gene Nadsyn, whose product is annotated as glutamine-dependent NAD(+) synthetase-like. Bases 777 to 3215 code for a protein of 812 amino acids. The transcript has a single exon. The record is from RefSeq and is a predicted model, not a curated record. Gene Ontology annotation, biological process: NAD+ biosynthetic process. Gene Ontology annotation, molecular function: NAD+ synthase (glutamine-hydrolyzing) activity; ATP binding; glutaminase activity. Gene Ontology annotation, cellular component: cytoplasm. NCBI's taxonomy places the organism in Eukaryota, Metazoa, Arthropoda, Copepoda, Harpacticoida, Harpacticidae.
CCGGCUUUAACCCGCACCCCUACUGCCCCGCUCUAGGCAUGGGACUCCUCCGGCCUUGAUAUUAGGUUCGAUUCACCCUAACACCCACGGUCGUUGGUGGGCAUCAAUCAAUUACGCCUCCAAUACGUACCUGAGACCUGAGAGCGAGUUUGGUUGUCGAUUGACAGGAGGAGGCUCUUCUGUGGGCCGUGAUUCCAUACUUCCGGCCAGUGUCUCAGUCAUGUGUGUUGGUUGCUGACUCGGUUGCUGGCUCGGCUGAUUGAUCGAGAGUUGAGGCGGGUGGACUGAACGGCUGAGUGGCGUUUCAUCCUUAGGUAGCUAACCUUUGGCUUAUCAGCUGCCACUGUUUUCGAGGCCCUUGAAACCGAGCUGCCGUAGGCCCUCAAAGACCCCUGUGGAGUCAAGGUGAAAGAGCAAGGGUCCGAAGGGAGCGCCGCUCCAUGCCAUCCAACCACCUGGUUCAUUCGUUCUGACUGACUCUCACCGUGUGUGUGUGUGUGUGUGUGUGUGUGUGCGUGCAUGACGAUGCUCGGCCAAUUGACGAUUGGGUCGAUAGUUGGAUGGAUGACGACUGACUGACUGACUGUCUGUCUGUCUGUCCAGAGCUGUGCCUGUGUUUGAUCGAUGAAGUUUGAGGGCAGCCCGAGCUUGCUUUAGCCUGGGCUGGUCCCCGUCCGAUCCCAGGCCCUCCUGCCAAUGACCCCGAUCGUCGGUCCAAGUGCGCUCAAGCUGAUUGAUCCCCAAAACGACAUUAUUCUCUCUGUGGAUCCAUCACCAUGGGUCGCAAAGUCAAAGUCGCCGUGUGCACGCUCAAUCAAUGGGCCUUGGACUUUGACGGCAAUCUCGAGCGCAUCUUAGCCUCCAUCCAAGCCGCGCGUGAGGCCGGCGCCCGGCUCCGCAGUGGUCCCGAGCUCGAGAUCACGGGCUACAGCGCCCAGGACCACUUCUACGAGGGCGACACCUUUUUGCACGCCUGGCAAGUGGUGGCCCAAUUGCUGACCUCGCCCGUGUGUCGCGAUAUCCUGGUCGACGUGGGACUGCCCAUUCGGCACCGUAAUGUGGCUUACAACUGUCGUUUAGCCUUCCUCAACGGCCGAAUCCUCCUCAUUCGGCCCAAGAUGAUCCUGUGUGAUGACGGCAACUAUCGCGAGACCCGCUGGUUCACCGCUUGGACUCAGGCCCGCACCCUCGAGGAGUUCUACUUGCCGCGUCUAAUUCGCGAUGUUACGGGUCAAACCCGUGUGCCCUUCGGUGAUGGCGUGUUGGCCACCGUCGAUACCGUGAUUGGUUACGAGAUUUGUGAGGAGUUGUGGAACCCGGCUAGUACUCAUAUUGGCAUGGCCUUGGACGGGGUUGAGCUCAUCCUGAAUGGGUCGGGCUCCUACAUGGAGCUUCGUAAGGCCUAUGUGGCCGUUGAUCUUAUCCACAGUGCCGCCAUGAAAGCGGGUGGUUGCUAUUUGUUUAGUAAUUUACGCGGGGGCGAUGGCGAUCGAGUCUACUUUAACGGCUGUAGCUGUAUUAACUUGAACGGUCACAUGCUGAAUCGAACUCAACAGUUCGCCAUUGAGGAAGUCGAAGUAGCCACGGCCACUAUAGAUCUCGAGGACAUUCGCUCUUACCGUCACCGUUUGCGUAGCUGGAAUAUCCAAGCCGCCCAAGCGCUCUCGUAUCCACGAGUUGACGUGCCCUUCGCCCUCUCGAUGGAUUCUGACCUGGCUCUGCCUUCCUAUCAGCCCAUCGAGUGGAUCUACCAUCCCGCCGAAGAGGAAAUCUUGUUAGGCUCCGCUUGUUGGCUCUGGGACUAUCUCCGGCGAAGCGGGCAAGGCGGCUACUUCCUGCCGUUGAGUGGCGGCGUGGACUCGGCUUCCACCGCAUCACUCGUAUUUUCCAUGUGCACGCUGGUGGUCAAGGCUGUGAGUCAAGGCGAUGAGCAAUGCCUUACCGACGCUCGGCGGGUGGUUGGCGAUAGCGACUACGUGCCGCAAGACCCCAAGGAGUUCUGCCGACGCAUAUUCGUCACUUGCUACAUGGGCAGUGAAAAUAGCUCGCAAGAAACACGCGACCGAGCCAAGUCAUUGUCCAAAGAAAUUGGCUCGUAUCAUCUGAAUAUUGCCAUCGAUACGGCCGUCACUGCCCUCAUUGGCAUCUUCUCCACCACUAUGGGCAUGAUCCCCAAGUUCAAAACCCGAGGGGGCAGUGUGCGGGAGAAUUUGGCUCUACAAAACGUCCAAGCUCGCGUUCGCAUGGUGCUCUCCUAUUUGUUUGCCCAAUUAGCUCUACUCGUGCAAGGAAGGCCCGGAGGCCUGCUUGUCUUGGGUUCGGCCAAUGUGGACGAGGCUCUCCGAGGCUACAUGACAAAAUAUGAUUGUUCGAGUGCUGAUAUCAAUCCGAUUGGUGGGAUCUCAAAAACCGACUUGAAACGUUUCUUGGCCCUGGCUCGAACCACCCUCAAUCUACCCGCCUUGGAUUCAAUCUUGUCGGCUCAACCUACGGCUGAGCUAGAGCCACUUCACGAAGGCCAAAUCGCGCAAACGGACGAACAAGACAUGGGGAUGUCCUAUGAGGAGCUAUCCAUUUAUGGGCGAUUAAGAAAAGAGCAAAAUUGUGGGCCCUACUCCAUGUUCUGCAAGUUGAUUCAUUUGUGGCAAGACAAAUGUACUCCGAAUGAGGUAGCCAAAAAAGUCAAGCUCUUUUUUCGCUUCUAUGCCAUUAAUCGCCACAAGAUGACGGUUCUCACGCCAUCAUACCAUGCUGAAGCUUAUAGUCCAGAUGAUAAUCGGUUUGAUCAUCGACCAUUUCUUUACAACGUCAAUUGGCCUUGGCAAUUCCGAGCCAUCGACCAAAAGUUGGACCAAUUCAAAAGUGGUCUUUCAAAGCCUAUCUCUGAUCUCGAUCAAGAAGACGUCACCAAAACCGUGUCGUCCAGUAUGAAAUGCUCAUCGGGGCUUCAAACCGACACAAAAGAGUUCGCUCGGACCGGAUCGAAUGUGUUCGGUGGAGUCAUGGUCGCUCCCACGGAUGGAUCCUUGUCCGCUCAUCCAGUUCUCAAUAUUGAGUCGGCUUCAGCGGCAAAGACUGAAUUCGAAGAGAUCCCUUCGUUUAAAAAGGCCAAAAUUACGCCGCCCAAUUGCCCUGCGCCAACUCACGAUGUUGAACAGAAGAGAGUUUCAUCAUCGCUCGAAGACGGCCCAUUCCUCACUCGAGUUCUACAAUAAACGAGGAUUUGGCAUAUGGCAAUUAGUAGUCAAAGCACAUAGAAUUACACAGUUUAAGGAUUCCAACAGACAUGUCCGUCCAAUAUUAAAGGCACUCCUCACCUUAUUGUUGCGUUCAGAAAUAUAAUUGAAAAGAAUAUGUUUUUUUUUCCCUCUUCAG